Schistocerca serialis cubense is the source of this 889-nucleotide messenger RNA. RefSeq names its product exosome complex component RRP46 (gene Rrp46). NCBI's taxonomy places the organism in Eukaryota, Metazoa, Arthropoda, Insecta, Orthoptera, Acrididae. The record is from RefSeq and is a predicted model, not a curated record. Gene Ontology annotation, biological process: U4 snRNA 3'-end processing; rRNA catabolic process; poly(A)-dependent snoRNA 3'-end processing. Bases 101 to 808 code for a protein of 235 amino acids. The transcript is spliced from 5 exons. Gene Ontology annotation, cellular component: nuclear exosome (RNase complex); nucleolus; cytoplasmic exosome (RNase complex).
GUAAACAAAGUCAGCGAAGUUACGCUGUCGAAAUACAAGCCGUGCGUCCGUAUGCGUCUGUAUUAAAGUGCAUCGCUAUCACAAUCUUAAAUUCUUAACGAUGCCGGUGGAAACAAUUGACAUAGCAGAUUCUCCCAGUUCCUUAACAGACCCUGUUGUGACUGAAGAACAAAUACAUCUCCGACCUAUUCAUUUUGAAUUAAAUGUCGUGUCCCGCUCAGAUGGUUCGGCAAUCUUGACACAAGGAAAUACAGCUGUAAUGGCCGGUGUAUUUGGACCUGCAGAAGUCAAGCUAUCGAAGAUUUUAAUUGACCGAGCAAACGUGGAAGCCAUUUAUCGUCCGAAAACAGGUCUUCCGACUGUUGCAGAUAGAACAAGAGAAGCACUGAUUAAGAAUACAUGUGAAGCAGCAAUUAUUUCUUCCCAGUAUCCCAGAACAAAUAUAUCUGUCAUAGUACAGGAAAUGCAAGAUAGUGGAGGAUUUCUUGCAUGUUCCAUAAAUGCUUCAUGUCUGGCUCUUAUGAACAGUGGAAUUGCAAUGAGAUUUUUAGUAGCAGCAGUGAAUUGUAUGAUAGAUAAAAGAGAUGAGAUAAUAUUAGAUCCAUCAGAUUUACAAACAAAGGACAGUAAAGCAUCGUUAACAUUCGUGUUUGAGAGUCAGAAGAAAUCUGUUGUUGCUUCUCACACAGAAGGACAUUUCAGUCAGCUGCAAUUUCAAGAAUGCCUUCUCAGAUGCCGUCAUGCAAGUGAUGUGUUAUUUAAACUCUACCGUGAAAUUGUGAAGAAAUAUACGAGUAUGAUUUGCUAAAUUAAUGAGAUUGCAUUUAGUAUUAAUGAAUUGUCAUGUAAAUAUUUUACUUAAUUUGAAUGAAAACUACAAUCUGAACAA